AUGCUCACCCGUAGUAGAGCUCCGUUCUACGGCAUUAUCCGGGGAAACGCGGCUACACCACUUGGUUCAAUAGUCCUUCCAGUCACCUUUGGGACGAAGGACAACUACCGCACGGUGAACAUAAAGUUCGAGGUGGAUGGCUUCAAGUUAUCAUACCACGCCAUCCUCGGCAGACCAGCAUUGACCAAAUUCAUGGUCGUGCCUCACUACGUCUACCUACUACUCAAGAUGUUAGGCAAGACAGGCGUACUCAUGUUCCGCGGUGACUUGAAGAAGUCGUGCGACUGCGACCAAGAGGCGAUCGAGUAA
Messenger RNA from Panicum hallii, 309 nucleotides. RefSeq lists its product as uncharacterized. Bases 1 to 309 code for a protein of 102 amino acids. The record is from RefSeq and is a predicted model, not a curated record. NCBI's taxonomy places the organism in Eukaryota, Viridiplantae, Streptophyta, Magnoliopsida, Poales, Poaceae. The transcript has a single exon.